CGAGCUCUGCCCCCAGCCGCUAGGACUCUCCCAGAUCUGACCUUCUGGCGGCCAGUGGCCAAGGUGUGCUCAGCACCUGCGUCUUGGCUCCUGGCGGCUGGCGACUCGGGGCAAACUGGAAAGGAAACUCGAGCCAGACGGGCGAGGGCUGCCGUGGUGAAUAGGUACAGGCGGGAUCAAGCUAUGAGGCUGAGAAGUGGAAGCCAGUCACGGGUCAGAAGGGUGGACAUCAGAGACACCGGAGCAGGGUCGGGACAAAUGAACGUAGCCGCAAAGACACGGACACGGGGUCAGGUUCCAGGGUGUCUCCUUUCCCGCAGGCCCGGAGCAAUGGCGGCCCGGGGAGCCUGGCCCCCACCUACCCCUGCGCUAGGUGGCCUCUUCGGGGUAGGGGGACGGGGACCUCCAGACCCUGCUCCAGAGCCCAAGCAGCUCCCGGAGCUGAUUCGCAGGAAACGAGACGGAGAGCGUCUGAGUGAGGAGGAUAUCAGGCACUUCGUGCAUGCGGUGGUGGAAGGCAGCGCACAGGAUACACAGAUCGGGGCCAUGCUGAUGGCCAUCCGGCUUCGGGGCAUGGAUCUGGAGGAGACCUUUGCAUUGACUCAGGCCCUGGCCAAGUCUGGGCAGCAACUGGAGUGGCCAGAGGCCUGGCACCAGCAGCUGGUGGACAAACAUUCCACAGGGGGCGUGGGUGACAAGGUCAGCCUGGUCCUGGCACCUGCCCUGGCUGCAUGUGGCUGCAAGGUGCCAAUGAUCAGUGGACGUGGCCUGGGGCACACAGGUGGCACCCUGGAUAAGUUGGAGUCCAUUCCUGGAUUCAGUGUCAUCCAGAGCCCAGAAAAGAUGCAAAUGCUGCUGGAGCGAGUGGGCUGCUGUAUCGUGGGUCAGAGUAAGGAGCUGGUCCCUGCGGAUGGACUCCUGUAUGCAGCUCGAGAUGUGACAGCCACCGUGGACAGCCUGCCACUCAUCACAGCCUCCAUCCUCAGUAAGAAGAUCGUGGAGGGUCUAUCCGCUCUGGUGGUGGAUGUUAAGUAUGGUGGGGCCGCAGUCUUCCCUGACCAGGAACAGGCCCGGGAGCUGGCAAGGGCACUGGUUGACGUAGGGGCAGGCCUGGGGAUGAGGGUGGCGGCCGCCCUAACCGCUAUGGACAAUCCUCUGGGCCGCAGCGUGGGCCACGCCCUGGAGGUGGAGGAAGCGCUGCUUUGCCUGGACGGUGCAGGGCCAAGGGACCUGCGAGACCUGGUCUCUCAGCUCGGUGGCGCCCUGCUCUGGCUGAGCGGACAGGUGGGGACCCACGCGCAGGGCGCCGUGCGGGUGACCACGGCGCUGGACGACGGCUCUGCAAGGGGCCGCUUCGAGAGAAUGCUCGCGGCGCAGGGGGUGGACCCAGGCCUGGCCAGAGCGCUGUGCUCCGGGACCCCCGCCCAGCGACGCCAGCUGCUGCCCCGCGCGCGCGAGCAGGAGGAGCUCUGUGCGCUAGAGGACGGCACCGUGGAGCGCAUCCAGGCGCUACCGCUCGCUCUUGUGCUGCGUGAGCUCGGGGCUGGACGCAGCCGCGCCGGAGAGACGAUCCGGCUGGGGGUAGGGGCCGAGCUGCUGGUCGACGUGGGCCAGAGGCUGCGCCGCGGGACGCCCUGGCUCCGCGUACACCUGGACCGCCCGGCGCUUAGCACCCCGCAGCGCCACGCCCUGCAAGAGGCCCUCGUGCUGUCCGAACGCGCGCCCUUCGAAGCCCCAUCGCCCUUCACCCAGCUGGUCCUGCCGCCGCCCGUCUCACAGUCCUAAAGCCGAGCAGCUC
This is a messenger RNA of Heterocephalus glaber (naked mole-rat), 1798 nucleotides long. It is a transcript of the gene Tymp, whose product is annotated as thymidine phosphorylase. Gene Ontology annotation, biological process: pyrimidine nucleobase metabolic process; pyrimidine nucleoside metabolic process. Lineage: Eukaryota; Metazoa; Chordata; Mammalia; Rodentia; Bathyergidae. Gene Ontology annotation, molecular function: pyrimidine-nucleoside phosphorylase activity; 1,4-alpha-oligoglucan phosphorylase activity. Gene Ontology annotation, cellular component: cytosol. The record is from RefSeq and is a predicted model, not a curated record.